This is a messenger RNA of Phyllopteryx taeniolatus (common seadragon), 4555 nucleotides long. Its product is annotated as G protein-activated inward rectifier potassium channel 1-like. Gene Ontology annotation, biological process: potassium ion import across plasma membrane; regulation of monoatomic ion transmembrane transport. The transcript has 3 exons. Gene Ontology annotation, molecular function: G-protein activated inward rectifier potassium channel activity. The record is from RefSeq and is a predicted model, not a curated record. Gene Ontology annotation, cellular component: plasma membrane. NCBI's taxonomy places the organism in Eukaryota, Metazoa, Chordata, Actinopteri, Syngnathiformes, Syngnathidae. The coding region runs from base 385 to 1920 and encodes 511 amino acids.
AGCUGGAGUGCGCACUGGAGCUUGUCAUUGGUAUUUGAUGAACAAUUGACGCUGCUAACUUGGAGAGUGCAUCUUUCUUUUGUUGCCAAUGGGGUGCAGUGCGGUUAAGUUGUCACGCAGGGAAAGUUGCCACUUGCGUCAAAGGACUACAGGACUGAGGGUGCGCGUGCGCGCGCCUGCACUCCGACGGCAGAGAGGCGCACGCAAUUUGCCGUUUUUGCACCCCAGCGGCUGAUGCUGUUGUCGGGCUGGUUGCGCACUGGUCUCUCGUGUUGGAGGUGGGGCGGGGGUGGGGGCGCGGGGCAGCCAACUUGCGCCGACAACAACAACAACAACAACAAGUAUUGAGCGCUUGACAGAAAUCAGCGAUCGAUCUGCGAAGCCAUGGCAGCCAUCCGCAGGAAAUUGGGCGAGGACUACCAGGUGGUGAACACCAGCCGGGGCAGGACUUUCUGCGCGCCCACCAGGAGGAAACGGCAGCGCUUCGUGGAGAAGAACGGCCGCUGCAACGUGCAGCACGGCAACCUGGGCGGCGAGACCAGCCGCUACAUCUCGGACCUGUUCACCACGCUGGUGGACCUCAAGUGGCGCUGGAACCUGCUCAUCUUCAUCCUCACCUACACGGUGGCCUGGCUGGUGAUGGCGUCCAUGUGGUGGCUCAUCGCCUACAUCCGCGGCGACCUGAGCCGCGGCGGCCACGACGCGUCGUCCUACACGCCGUGCGUGGCCAACGUGUACAACUUCCCCUCCGCCUUCCUCUUCUUCAUCGAGACCGAGGCCACCAUCGGCUACGGCCACCGCUACAUCACCGAGAAGUGCCCCGAGGGCAUCAUCCUCUUCCUCUUCCAGUCGCUGCUGGGCUCCAUCGUGGACGCCUUCCUCAUCGGCUGCAUGUUCAUCAAGAUGUCGCAGCCCAAGAAGCGCGCCGAGACGCUCAUGUUCAGCCAGGACGCCGUCGUCUCGCAGCGGGACGGCAAGCUGUGCCUCAUGUUCAGGGUGGGCAACCUGAGGAACAGCCACAUGGUCUCCGCGCAGAUCAGGUGCAAGCUCAUCAAGUCUCGUCAGACCCCCGAAGGCGAGUUCCUGCCUCUGGAUCAGUGCGAGCUGGACGUGGGCUUCGGCACGGGUGCGGACCAGCUCUUUCUGGUGUCGCCGCUCACCAUCUGCCACGAGAUCAACAGCAAGAGCCCGUUCUUCGACCUGUCCCAACGCUCGCUCAUGAACGAGCAGUUCGAGAUCGUCGUCAUCCUUGAAGGCAUCGUGGAAACAACUGGUAUGACAUGUCAGGCUCGGACGUCUUACACGGAAGAUGAAGUCUUGUGGGGCCAUCGGUUCCUGCCUGUCAUGUCCCUGGAGGAGGGCUUCUUCAGGGUGGACUACUCUCAGUUUCACAACACCUUCGAGGUGCCCACACCUCCUUACAGCGUCAAAGAGCAGGAGGAGAAGUCAUCGCUGACGUCGCCCAACCCUCUCCCGGUGGCCCUCAUGCCCUCCUCCUCGCCGGUGGGUAACUGCGGCCGAGGGGGCCGCAGGGGAAGGCUCCUCUCGGCCGACAACGUGGAGCCCGCGGAGGACCAGGCCACCAGGCUGCCCAGCAAACUGCAGCGCAUGAGCUCCACCAGAGAGGAGCAACUGUGGAGAGGGAUGAAGACGGCAGUGCCCUUGCCCGGCGGGAAAGCCUCGAGCAUGGGCGACCUGCCGCUAAGCGUCCAGAGGCUCAGGUCCGGCUCCAUCCCCGCCGCUCGCCAAGGAGGGCGGCCGGAGGAGCAGGUCCAGCUCUUGUUCUUGGACGGGGACGCCGAGCAGGCCGAGCUGGAGAGGCACAUAGCGCCGGCGGCCAUUAACACCAUCACGGCCGCCGGCGCGCGGCCGGAGGACAAUUUGCCCCCCAAACUGCGCAGAAUGAACGCAGACCGUUAAUUCAGUAAAUUACAAACUUUUUCAGAGCAUCCAGAAAGUAUUCACGUCGCUUCACUUUUUCCACAUUUCAUCAUGUUACAGCCUUAUUUUGAAAUGGAUUCAUUUUACAUUCAUUUGUUCCUCACAAAUCUACGCACACUUUUGAGAUUUUUGUAAAACAACUAAGAAAUCACAUGUACGUACAGUAAGUAAACCUUUUCACCGUGGCGUCAGGCGCAGUUCUGGGUGGCAACUACUCCAGUGGCACCACCAGUAUGCAAACCUUUACGUGUCAUUUGACCAAGGAAUUGAGAAAACAGGGUAAAUGGCUUGAAUGAUAACUUUACCGCCGUAGGUUUGUAUGUGUAACGUGCCAGUCGAAAAGAUGUUUCGUCAGGUAAAUUGCUUGGAAGGGAGACAGAACGCCAGCUGUAAUUUACAUUAAAGGGUAAGUUGAUAAAAGAAAUAAAUAUAAUAAAUAAAUCGAUGCGGUGGAAAUUGAGACAUAGUUAAGAUGAUCAAUUGACUUUUCUGUUGCUUGGAUUAAUGGCACAGACGUGCUCUUUUGAUGGUGAAAUGGAUUGAUACGAUGGAGGUUCGGUUUCCAGUCUGUCCCUAUAACGUGUCUACUACGCCAUUAGGCAGUCUUGCGAUCUUCUCUGUCCGACAUUUUAUGACAUUCACUCACAUUCCCCGUCGGGAAAAAAAAAAAAAAAAAAAAAAAAAACGCUCAACCUUUUCGGGGUAUAACUGGCCCAACACCAAUUUUUUGUCAUCGAUUUCAGUUCAGGUCAGCGGUGGUAAUUCGCUUUCUGCCGCCCAGAGGUACCCUGGCACCUAUUAUUUACUAAAUAUUAUAAAAAGGUCGAUUCACAGUCUUUAUCCUGAAGCUCCAAAUUGGACUCGUGCAUCCUGCUUCCAUUGGUGAUGUUUCUAAAGCUUAAAUGGAGGCAACCUGUGGUAAACGCAGUUAAUUGGACUCAAUUUGAAAAAGCACACAGUGUUUGCCAGAGUACAAACCGAGCAUGAAUUGUCUCGAAGCACAGAUAUGAGAAAUUGUACAGAAAAAACAAUUCAGCUGCUUUGAAUGUCCCACGGUAACAUAACAAGAUGUGGAAAAAAAAGUGAAGCGUUGUGUACACUCUGCGGUUGCACUGCAUGGGCAUUGCAGACAAUAAAUAACUGUGAUAUUAGUUGUAAAUUUACCUGCAGGUUUUAUUUGCCAUCUACCCUUAGAGAGACAAUAAGCCAUCCAUCCGCUCCUACUGUGAGUCUCUUUUGAUAGUUCACCAUCUGUGCCCCUACCCUUCUGCCCUCGAGUUUCUUCCUCUCUCUCACAAACUUUCUUACGGGAUGAAAUACACUUUAUCGAUAAACAAAGCACCAAAGUGUCAGCCACCACGAGUCGCCGUCACCGUUUGCUAACCCUCCUUUCUUUGCCCGUGUUGUGUUCGGGGGUCAAAUAAUUCAGUGUUCGGAUCAAGUACAAGACGUUUCAUGCUAAAACCGCAAAGAAAUUUUAAAUCAGGCUAACCGGGGCUACUUUAGUGUACAUCGUAGCUUUACGGACAGAUCGGGAAUCAGUGCCCUACUGUACCCUUGUUUCACAUACUGUCUUAAAUCAUUAUACAAAUGCCAAACUAUAACCCAAACUCAAUAUGUCAGAAAACAAAAUUAGUUGGGAUGGUUUGAAAGAAUGUAAUUGCUGUCGCUGAUGAUGCACAACCUGAAGGCCAACGUUAGCAUCGCUUUAUUGGCUGUAGGGAAAAUAUUUGGCAGUGUUAUUCAUCCACAUUUGGGUUCUUUUGUGACACAAUGAAGGUAUAAAACCAUGUCUACCUCUUUCUUCCAAAUUCUAUAUCACGCUUAGCAGCCGAGCAAGCGCGAUAGAGGGGUUAGCAAGCGGGCGGUUGACUGAAGAAAAUCACCGACACACAAAUCAGGUGGAUACGAUUUCUAAUUUCGACAUGGACUGUAUGUGUGUUUAUUGUUAUAUUUACUAAGGGGACAUAGCCACUGUGAUACCAGUGGACAGCUGAAAUAUGGACAGAAGUGUUCUGAAGAGUGACGGACUGACAUUGAUUGUUGUGGUAACUAACCUGUGAGCCUUUUUAUUUAUUCAUUCAUUGAUGUUAUUUAUUUGGAGAACUCACUGUGAAUUCGUCAAAGCCGCAAGACAAACGAAGCGCCUGGUUGCUUAAAUGUGCAGUCUUUGAUUUGUGUCCCAUUCUUUUCGACAAACUUGCCAAAAGCAUCUCGUACACAAAGGAAAUCCUUUUACUGUAUUUUACUAAAAAUUGAGCCAUAAAAAAAAAAAAAAAUGCAGUAAAGCAGUAAAGUAUUUGUCUUAUGGUAAUGCUGGGUGUUAUUUGUUUCUCACUAAAGCUUGUAUCCAGUUCUUUUAUACACUUAGUUGCCGGGGAAUUUGGGGCUGUCUUUACCUUUAUGUUUUCAUUGGUCGAACUACAAUUUAUUAUUGCAAAAACAAGUCAACACUACAAAUCCAAUUUGAAUAAUUUCCUUCUAUCCUGAUUGAUUCAGAAAAAUGUCAAGCAUCAUGCAAUGUUUUCAGGGGAUCAAUGUGUUAUUGUUUAAAGAAUAGAGGGGGGAAAAAGAAAACAUUUCGUAAGUGCUAAAUAAAUAAUUUUAAAUCCCA